CCAUCCAAUUUAUUAUUAUUUUCUUAAAAUCCUUGUUUAGAGAACUAGAGAAACACGGCAGAGAGAAUGCGACAGAAAUCAAAUUAGGACAAAUAGAAGCAGAAAGCAAAAAGGAAUAGGAAGAGAGAUUCGUUAGCAAAAGAAAGAGACAGCAUGAGUAUAAAAUCCGCGAUGAUGUUGAUAAAGACACAGCACAACGCGCUUGAUCGCCUUAAACUGCGCCGUUUUCAUUUUCUUUCUUCUUCUUCUGUUGACAAUCCUAAUUCUUCUCGUUCUCUUUUAAUUCAAUCAUUCACGUUCAAUUCACCUGUUGUUGAAUCUCUCCAAAUUUCAUUCUAAGAAUUUUCAUCCUUUUUUUUUCCAGAUAAUCCCAAAUCCAGGGUGCUCCGUUGUUUUUUUUUUAAUUAAUCAGCUUUCAGCAUUGCAUUGGAUUGAUGUGCAAUGCAGAGAUCACGUAGAGCUCUUCUUCAAAGAAGAGCUUUUGAGAAGGCUAUCGGUGGAAGAACUCAGUUAUUCAAGGUUUCGCUUUCUUUGUUUCUUGUUUUAUGGGGGAUUUUCUUCCUUUUCAGUUUAUGGAUCAGUCAUGGGGAUGGUUAUAGGGAUGAAUCUGCAGUACCUGCAGCUGGCAUAUCAACUUGCAGUGAAGCAAAUUUGGGACUUUGUAUACUUUCUGAGUCCCUGGAAACAACAUUUUUAAAUAAAAUUUGUUCUGUCUAUUCAGAUGAAAGUUUGUGUACAGAUACAGCUGAAACCAGGGGUUCAAAUGAUGAGUUACUUGGCAGUGAAGGUAACACAAAUUAUGCCUUUGUUAUGGAGCAACCUGAGGCAAACUCUGUUUCAGAUGUGAAAUUUGAAAAUAGUGGUCCUAAGAUUGACAGGCUAUCUCAUUCUGUGCCAUUGGGUCUUGACGAAUUCAAAAGCAGAGCAUUCAGCUCUAAAAGUAAAUCAGGAACUGCUCAAGCUGGAGGUGUAAUUCAUAGAGUGGAGCCUGGGGGUCAGGAGUACAAUUAUGCUUCAGCAUCGAAGGGAGCGAAGGUAUUGGAUUUUAAUAAGGAAGCAAAGGGAGCCUCUAAUGUCUUAGGCAAAGACAAGGACAAGUACCUUCGAAAUCCAUGCUCUGCUGAAGAGAAAUUUGUUGUAAUAGAACUUUCAGAAGAAACCUUAGUAGACACAAUUAAAAUUGCAAAUUUUGAGCACUACUCUUCUAAUUUAAAAGAUUUUGUGCUGCUUGGCAGUUUGGUUUAUCCGACAGACUCAUGGGUCCAGCUUGGGAAUUUUACAGCUGCUAAUGUUAAGCUUUCACAAAUGUUUGUUCUUCAGGAGCCACAGUGGGUGAGAUAUCUAAAGCUGAGUCUUCUUAGCCAUUAUGGUACAGAGUUUUAUUGUACUCUUAGUGUUGUUGAAGUGUACGGAGUUGAUGCUGUUGAGCGAAUGCUGGAAGAUUUGAUCUCUGUUGAAAACAAGAUUAUAUAUGAUGAGGGAACUGGUGAGCCAAAACCUUUACCAUCUCUAUCAGAGUCUUCUCGUGUUGAUGAUUUUGAUCAAGAACUGAGGAUGGGAAUUGAAUCUGGCACUUCAGUUGAAAACUCAAACAUGAAGCAUGAAGUAACGAAAAAUAAAUUGCCAGAUCGCGUGGAAGAAAUUCAUCACCAACAAGUAGGCAGAAUGCCAGGGGACACUGUUCUUAAAAUAUUGAUGCAGAAAGUUCAUUCUCUGGACUUAAGUUUAUCUGUUUUGGAACGAUAUUUGGAGGAGGUGAAUUACAGAUAUGGCAAUAUUUUUAAAGAAUUUGACAAAGAUUUGGGAGAGAAAGACACACUUUUAGAGAAAAUCAUAUCUGACAUAAAGAAUCUCCUUGACAGCCAGGAGGUCAUAGCUAAAGAGGUUGACAAUCUUCUUUCUUGGAAAUCCCUUGUUUCUACACAGAUGGAUUAUCUCCUCAGGGAUAAUCUUGCGCUCAGGUUAAUGGUUGAAAGGGUUCGAGAUAAUCAAAUAUCUAUGGAAAAUAAGGGUAUCACGGUGUUUUUCAUUUGCUUAUUUUUUGGAUUUUUAGCUUUUGCAAAGCUAUUGGUAGAUAUAUUGCUGAGUAUUUAUAAGGCAUCUAGUGUUCAAAGAACAGAGAAGUCCGGGGAAUUUUGUUGGAUGAGCUCUUCCUGGCUCUUGUUACUAUUCAGCUGUAGUAUUAUUUUGUUAAUAUUGUCGUUAUGAUUUUGUGACAUCUACUUGUCUAGGCAUCUCUUUCUCCAACCAGAAAAAGGAAAAGAGGGUGGUUGGGUGGGUGGUGAGAGGUUUUAUUCGAGAAGGAUACCUGCUUGUAAGGUCUUUGUCGGCUGGAUUUGUGAAUAUGAAGAGUAUUAGAAAGGGAGAUAUGGAUGUGUUAUUUAUGUCUUCUGUUAUUUAGAUUAUGGAACUGCUUUCUGGUUUA
Messenger RNA from Hevea brasiliensis (rubber tree), 2425 nucleotides. RefSeq names its product SUN domain-containing protein 4. NCBI's taxonomy places the organism in Eukaryota, Viridiplantae, Streptophyta, Magnoliopsida, Malpighiales, Euphorbiaceae. Gene Ontology annotation, cellular component: membrane; cytoplasm. Bases 442 to 2208 code for a protein of 588 amino acids. Gene Ontology annotation, biological process: protein folding in endoplasmic reticulum. The record is from RefSeq and is a predicted model, not a curated record. The transcript has 5 exons.